CAGCCGAGUGCGCACGCGUCAGUUCCGGCGGGGAGCGCGGCGCGGCGCGUGGGUAGGAAACGCCGCGGCGGCGGGGGAGCGGAAAAUGGCGGCGGCCGCGCAGCUCACGGAUGAGGAGCUCUUCUCGGAGCUGAGGCGCUUCGGCUUCUCUCCGGGGCCGGUCACCGAGAGCACCCGGCCCGUCUACCUGAAAAAGCUGAAGAAGCUGCGCGAGGAGGAGCGGGCCGGGGCCCGCGGCGGCGCCAACAAGACCCGGAACAGCAACAACAAUAACACGGCGGCCGGAGGCGGCGGCGCCGGGAGAGCGGGCGCGGGCGGGCGGCUGGCGGGCGCCGAGCACCCCUACCUCCCCGGGGCCGCCGGCGGCGGGCGGAGCCGCGCAGCACCCCCUGCCGGGGGCGGCAAAGUGCUGCUGGGCUUCAGUUCGGACGAGUCGGACGCGGAGGCCAGCCCUCGCGGCCAGGCCGGCGGCAGGAGGGAGCGGGCUUCGUCCCUCUUCCGCGGCGCGAGGCCCGGCGGCGGCAGCGGCGGCCCGGCCCCUCCGGAGGAGGCGGCCCGGCGGAAGCCCAGCGCCUGGUGGGGGGCGGCGGCGGCCCGCAGAGCUGCUCCGGGCGCCUGGGAGCGCGGGGACGGCGGCGAGGAGGAGGAGGAGGACGACGCGGAGGAGGAGGAGGAGGAGAAGGGCGAGCAGCGGCGGUGGAAGAACCGGACCGUGAACGGCAGCCGGCUGCUCGCCUGCGGCGGGGACAAGUACUCCGACUCGGAGGAAGAGGAGGCGGCGGCCCGGCAGCAGGUACCGAGGGAGGAGCCGGGGGCCCGCCGGCCCAGACGGAGCCUCGGCAAGUCCGCCCCAUUCAUAGCGAGCAGAUGCUCCGCGGCCGGCGCUGGCGCGAUGGAGACGGGCCGGGACAGGGCCGGCGGGGACUGCGGUGCCGGCGCGGCCGCCGCGACUGACGGGGCGGCGGGGGCGGCCGCUGCCGGGAGCCGAGACGGGGGCGGGAGCCGCGAGGAGACGGCGGCGGCGGGGGGAAGAUGCGAGAGUCCGGAGUCGGGUCCCGCCGGCCCCCGGUACCGCCUCGGCCCGUCCAGGAGAGCCCCCGCGGCGCCGCUCCCGGGCGCGGACAGCGGUGACGGCGCCGAGCCCCCGGGCGCCUCCAGGAAGGCCACCAACAACCACGUCCUCGGCGGGGCCGCCGGCAGCUACGGCGCCGAGCCCAGGAUCUAUUCCGCUACCAACAGCCUCCCCCCGGGCGGGAGCGCCUCCCUCAGACUCAACCACUCCAAUCAUACGGGUUCAAAUCACACCUACCUGAAAAACACCUACAAGAAGAAUCUCUCCGAGCCCGAGGAGGAGCUUCUCCAACAGUUCAAAAGAGAGGAGGUAUCCACCACUGGAGGCUUCAGUGCACAUUACCUGUCCAUGUUCCUCUUAACUGCUGCAUGCUUGUUCUUUCUGAUACUGGGAUUCACAUACCUGAGAAUGAGAGGUUCUGGAGUAGCUGAGGAUGUGGGAGCCAACAUCAAGAAUCCCUUCAGUGGAGAACUACAUGAUAUAGAAGAAGAUGAAAUAAGCCUCGUGAUGAACAGCUUAUAUGCACUUCAUGAUAAAUUGGCACAAGUAGCAGGGAAGCAUGAAUGUGGCAGCUCUGUUCAAAGAAACCUUUCCGUCCAGGAGGCAGCUGCGUAUUUGAAAAAUAUAGAUCCAGAAUAUGAAAGUGUAUUUAACACAGCACUACAGUGGAUAUUGAAUAGUGGGGAAGAUGUUGGCAUAAAGUGUCUUGGCAGUGACCCUAAUGAUAUGGAUGUCACUAAUGUGACGGACGUGAAGUACCUGGAAUCCACAAGUCCAAAGAUGUCUUUCAGGUGUCGUUUUCGCCGUGCAUUUAUUAGCGUAACUCAUAGAUUAUCAAUUCCGCUUUUAGGUGUAGCAGUGGUUUGGGGAGUCUUGCACUACAUGAAAUACCGUUGGGCAAAAGAAGAAGAGGAAACGAGGCAGAUGUAUGAUAUGGUGGUAAAAAUCAUAGACGUUCUAAGAAGUCACAGUGAGGCAUGUUCUGAAAAUAAAGACUUGCAGCCUUAUAUGCCUAUUUUACACGUGCGUGAUUCUCUAAUACCAGCUCAGGACAGGAGGAAAAUGAGGAAAGUCUGGAGUAGAGCAGUUGACUUUCUAGCGGCAAAUGAAUCCAGAGUUCGCACAGAGACACGAAGAAUAGGUGGUGCUGAGUUCUUGGUUUGGAAAUGGAUGCAGCCUUCUGCAGCAUGUGACAAAGUUUUAGUAAUACCAGCAAAAGUGUGGCAAGGCCAAGCAUUUCAUCUAGAUAGAAGAAAUUCACCGCCAAACAGCUUGACACCGUGUCUGAAGAUUCGCAAUAUGUUUGACCCUGUUAUGGAAAUAGGUGAUCACUGGCAUCUAGCAAUUCAAGAAGCAAUCUUGGAGAAAUGCAGUGAUAACGAUGGAAUUGUUCAUAUUGCUGUGGACAAAAACUCACGUGAGGGUUGUGUAUACGUCAAGUGUCUGUCUCCAGAGUAUGCAGGGAAGGCUUUUAAGGCAUUACAUGGCUCUUGGUUUGAUGGAAAGCUGGUAACAGUAAAAUACCUGCGGCUAGAUCGAUACCAUCAUCGUUUCCCCCAGGCUCUUACCUGCAACACUCCACUAAAGCCAUCAAACAAACACAUGAACUCUAUGUCACACCUCCGUCUUCGGACAGGCACAACUAAUUCUCAGGGAAGUUCCUGAGGAGACUUUCUACAACCGCCAGGACUGUUACUUGCAACAGGAAUAUUCCUGUUUGGCUGCCGUCUUCCUUUUUUAGUGCUUUUUGUAUGUAAUACUUUAAUGAUUUAAAUAAAAGUUUGAACGUUCCAGAGAUCUUGUUUCCAAAGGGACUUAGCAGUGAGGCAGUAAUACUGAGCUGACAGGAAAAAAGAAAUUGCUUCAGGAAGUUUUCCGGGGCUACGUUAAAGCAAUGCAUUUAAUUUUGCAUGUGGAAUACCGAAUUCGUUAAACAUUUUCAGAUGUGGUGACUGUAUUUUUGCACCAAGACGUGUUUUUGAUAAUACAAAAGCAUGGAGAAACGACGACUUCCUGUAUUUCCAUAGUUUCCUGUGAAAUAAUCUCGUGGGUAUUUUGUAACAAACAACCUACAGUUCCCGAUGGUGAAUAAGUUUAAAAAAAAAAAAAAAGAAAAAAAAGAAAAAAAAGUAUUUUUUUCCAUUCAAUAUUAGUUGUUUUUUUUUUUCUUGCCGUAAAAUAAUAAUUUUCUGCAGCUAGGGUAUGGGGGAAGUUAAUCUGGCAUUAGUGGUUGCGUAUCAGUGUGAGGGAAAACGAGCUGAAUGCGGAUGUGCUGGGUUUUGUAUAUAAAUGUAAAUGCUGGUGGUGGCAAAACUGGUUUUGUUCUGUGAGGAUGUCUGCGUCGAAGCAGUGAAUAAGCUUCCUAUUUUAUUCAAAACCUGACGUUUUAUAUGGGUUUGGCUGCACCAUGACAAGAGGCCAAAUACCUUGAAGUGUUAGAUACAGGUUAAAUAUCUUUUAUAGGUUUUAUAUUAAAAUACCUUAUGAUUUUGUGUGAGAGGUCUGAUACCAAUUGUAAUGAAUUCAAAUUUGCGAGCAAUAAAGACACAAUUGGCAGAUACUGGAAAAGUAUUUUGUGAAAAGCUGUAUUUAUUAUGAUGAUUGCCAGGGCUGUGACAAAAUACCAUUUGGGAUUAAGCGAUGGACCAGUUACCUUCUAAAACGUUGAAAGGUGCUCACUUCCCUGCAGCAAUUUUGGCUGACGCACGCUAGAAGUACUGCUGCCAGUAAAUUGUGUGAUUGCAAGUUUGUAAACUUGGCAAAAUUUUGCCUAGAACUGCAGGAUUGUUGCUGAGAAGCGUAGCUGCAAAUCUAAGACUAUUGGCUCCUCUAAUCCCCGCUCCUACCAUGAUUUUAGCUGAGCACCUAGGUGAAUAUCCCACAGGGGCUGGGGCUGGAAGCACACCAGUCCAAAGAAAUGACUGAAACUCACUUUACUUUGUAGAUACGACGGAUUUGCAGCAUGGACUUGCACAAAUAAUGCACGUUUUUCUUACGGUUAAGUAAACAUGAUGCACACUAUUCUGCAACAGAAAUCCUAUUGUGCCUUACCUUCGUGCUUUUGUGGGCACCAUGUUUAUUAUUGGAGAGUUUGUUAACCGAGAAAUUUUAAAUCCUCAGUUUUAUGUCUCAGAUGCUAAUGAAUGAGUAUAUAUAAUAUAUAAUCAGCCGCGCAGAAUUCCGCUUACCGACGACAAGUACAUAUUUUUGACGGGUAAGUGAAUUGUGCCAGGUCUGGUAGAUUUCGAUGAGUUUUCCUAUAUACAUAUAUGUAUAAUAUACAUGUAUAUGUACUAUAUAUAUGUAUAUAAACUAAUGGCGUUGUAUCGAUGUGCAUCAGUGACUUGUUAACCUGACCUUAGUGACCCAUCUUGUGACCUGUUGCAAGAAUGAAUGUAAAAAUAGUUGUGGCAUUUUCAAAGGUCGCCUCUUGAUGCAGCCGCGUCCAUCUUGCUUCUGAAAUAUACUUCUUGUAAACACUGUACAUUAUUAAUGUAAUAUGUACUAUUAUGCAGCUUCUUUUACCUUAAACUGUUAAGUUGACCAAUGUCCCUUCCUGCCUGAGGGAGGGGGACGUGUAUAAUACCGAACAUUUGAGAGGAAUCAGAUGUUUGCUGUAAUUUGUCACCCUGUCCUGUAAAAACCAACGCUCUGCCAACCAGACUCGAAUUAAAGGUUUAUUAGGGUUUUUUA
Numida meleagris (helmeted guineafowl) is the source of this 4765-nucleotide messenger RNA. RefSeq names its product LEM domain containing 3 (gene LEMD3). The coding region runs from base 86 to 2737 and encodes 883 amino acids. Gene Ontology annotation, biological process: negative regulation of BMP signaling pathway; nuclear envelope organization. The transcript has 13 exons. The record is from RefSeq and is a predicted model, not a curated record. Gene Ontology annotation, cellular component: nuclear inner membrane. Gene Ontology annotation, molecular function: chromatin DNA binding. NCBI's taxonomy places the organism in Eukaryota, Metazoa, Chordata, Aves, Galliformes, Numididae.